AUGGCGACUGCGACGACAAAAUAUGCGAAUUGCGAGCUACGGAUUAUCGGAUUGGAGUGAGUUUGUCUGAAAAAUAAUUUUUGAAAAAUUGAAAUUUUUUCCAGAAACGAUGCAUUGGAGAAACAAGUUGCGAUACUUCAGCAAAAACUUGAUGAGCUUUCAAUGUACUCCAAACUAUGCAAACAAAGCAAUUUCCAUUAUUGUAAACUUCGAGAUGACACAACUCAAAAAACUCGUCGAUGUCAACAGGAAAUUGAACAAGUCACAAAAGAAAUCAAAAGCUUGAUUGAUUCCUCAACAGCUCAAGUUAAUUUGAUGAUCCAAAAACUUGAAAAAUACGAGAAUCUUGAGCUGAAAACUUUGGAUCUUCAGAAACUUUUCGAUUUUCCAUAUGAUGAAAUGAUUGCGAAAAUGGAAAAAGAAAUUCAGGAAUGUCAUGCGAUUUUCAAGGUGGAAAGUGAGAAAGAAGCAAAUUUGAAUAAGGAAAUUGAGGAGUUAACCAAAGCUGCAGAUUCGAUAUCUCGAGACAUUCAGAAGUCUCGUGAUAAUCUUAUUGAGCUAGACAACUUGGUUACUCUGAAAAACUCUGAAGUUGAGAAGAAAAUUUCGGACAGUCAUUCAACAAAUGAAGAAAGAACUCGAAGUUUGUUGAAAAUAUUAGAAGAUCUCGAAAAUUCUAAUAUUACUCAACAAGCUGAAAUCGAAAAAGCGGAAAAAGAAAAGUUUGAAAUUGACAACCAGUUGCUUGAACUAGAAAAGGCGGAAACAGAGAGGAAGAAAGUAAUUGAAGAUAUCAAUAAAACAAUGAAAGAGAUUGAGAAUAUUGAGGAUAUUACUGAAGAUCAUCGAGAAUUAUUCAAAGAUGACGAGGAAAUGAUGAAGUUGUAUGAGCAAUGUUUGAAAUCUGAAGAUUUCGAAAAGGAAGACGAUCAAGAAAUUGAACAAUUGAAAAAAGAAAUAGAAGCUUUGAAAGGUGAGGAAAAAUAUUUUUAUUGUUUUUCCACAUUAUGAUUUUUACAGAAAGCAGGGAACAAUUGGAAGAAGAACUCAGACUAUCUCUUGAUGUCAAAACACGACAUGACAAAGUUCUGGACGAAUUCAAUAUGCGAAGUGAGGAGGUUCAAAAUCUGGAAACUGAUCUUGAAGAAUAUCAAGGGAAAAUCGAUGAACAUCAAAAAGCAUUGGAACCUUCCCUCAAGCAAAAUUCAUCAGAUUUCCGAACUCCAGAUUUGGUUGUUAGAAAGAAAAGCAAAACGUUGACAGUUGAUAGUGGUAAGCAUAUUCAUAUUUUAUUUUUGACAAGGUUCAUCUAAAAAGUAUUUCAUUUUCAGGUUUCCAACAUGUUUCACACGAUCCAUUCGCUUAUCCUGGAAUUCAAAGAAUUUCUUCAUCGCUGAAACGAAAACUUGAUGAAGAAGAAUUGAAUAAUCCGAAUAAUUUGAUGGCAGAUUCAUUCCAAAGUUCAAUCGAUAGUUCAUUAUUUUCUUCCGAUUCUGGAACAACUGCAGAUGGUUCAUUGAUGGGAGGAAUGUUCAGUCCUUUAAAGAAUGCACCAAUUCAAAAGGAAAAAACAUCACCAGAAAUGGAAGAUUUUGAAGAAUUUUCAAUGAUGGAUCAUUUCAAAGAAUUUACUGGAAAACGGCGAAGAAGUGUGAAAGAAAAAGGGAGAAGUGUGAUUGAAAUGGAGAAAAUGUUGAAGGAAAAUCGAAUGAAGAUUUCACCUGAUUGUUAGUUUAUUUGUUAAAUUUUUCUCGAAUUCAAAAAAAAAAUUCAGCGGACCUAACUUCAAAAUCCAGUGAUGAUACUAUUCUCGUUUCUUCAUUCAUGGAUGAAGAAGAAACAGUCAAUGAAAUACAACAGAAAAUCCCAGAAGAAUAUGAAGAGGACGGGGAUGAUGUAAGUUUUUUGUUUCUGAAAAUGUGUUCUCAAGAAUUCUCAAAUAUUAUUUAUUUGCAGUCAAUCAUGGCGAAUGACAGCGAACUAGAUCAAUCUGUUUGGUCAAGCGAUUUUUAA
Molecule: messenger RNA, 2013 nt
Organism: Caenorhabditis angaria
Lineage: Eukaryota; Metazoa; Nematoda; Chromadorea; Rhabditida; Rhabditidae
Source: the annotation of a GenBank genome assembly